CUUAUUCACUCAAACAAGGUGCGCUCACACAUCUAGAGACAAACAUACACUCAUACACACAUUUGCACAAACACACAAUCUGUCUCGCUCUCUCUCUCUUAGUCUUUCUUUCUCUCACACACUCACAGACACACACGCACUCACUCACACACACCGGCUGCUGGGUCAUGGCGCAGAACGGGAUUACAGAGAACGGAGAGGCGCAGAAUGUGACUUUACCCCAACCUCAGAAGAUCUCAGAAAUCAAACACACCAAGCUUUUCAUCAAUAACGAGUGGCACUGCUCUGUGAAAGGAAAAACCUUUCCUACAUUCAACCCUGCGACAGGUGCCAAACUGUGUGACAUACAAGAGGCAGAUAAAGCUGAUGUGGACAAAGCCGUGGAGGCAGCGAGAGCAGCGUUAAAGCAAGGCUCAGCAUGGAGGAGGAUGGAUGCGUCGAGCCGGGGCCGCUUGCUGAAUGGUCUGGCUGACCUGCUGGAGAGAGAGCGCAGUCUGCUCGCCACCAUGGAGACUAUGGACACUGGAAAACCCUUUCUUCAGUCAUUCUUUGUUGAUCUGGAAGGAAGCAUCAGAACACUGCGAUACUACGCCGGCUGGGCUGAUAAGAUCCAUGGCAAGACCAUGCCAGUGGAUGAUAAUUUCUUGUGCUUUACCAAACACGAGCCAGUCGGCGUGUGUGGAGCAAUCAUUCCAUGGAAUUUUCCUCUACUAAUGUUCACGUGGAAGAUUGCCCCAGCCUUGUGUUGUGGAAACACAGUGGUCAUCAAGCCGGCUGAGGAGACUCCGCUGACAGCCCUCCAUGUCGGCGCACUUAUCAAGGAGGCCGGCUUUCCUCCUGGAGUGGUGAACAUUGUGCCCGGUUUCGGCCCAAUAGCCGGGGCAGCCAUUGCCAGUCACAUGGGCAUCGACAAAGUGGCAUUCACCGGGUCCACAGAGGUGGGUCAGCUGAUCAAAGAGGCAGCGGCGAAGAGCAACCUGAAAAGAGUGACGCUGGAACUGGGAGGAAAGAACCCGUGUAUUGUGUUUGCUGACUCAGACUUGCAGUUAGCAGUGCAGGAAGCUCAUAAAGGUGCAUUCUACAACCAGGGUCAAUGCUGCACCGCUGCCUCACGUGUGUUUGUAGAAGAGAGUGUGUAUGACGAGUUUGUGAGACUCAGCAUUGAAAGUGCUAAGAGAAUCGUAGCCGGUGACCCAAUGGACCCCCGAACGACGCACGGCCCUCAAAUUAGCCAGCAGCAAUUUGAUAAUAUCAUGGAGCUGGUGGAGAGUGGGAAGAGCGAAGGAGCAAAGCUGGAGUGUGGUGGAAAUGUCACGAAGGACAAAACUCUGUUCAUGCAGCCCACCAUCUUCUCAGACGUCAAAGACCACAUGCGGCUGGCAAAAGAGGAGAUCUUUGGGCCAGUUCAGUGCAUUUUGAAGUUUAAAAGUGAGGAAGAAGUGAUCACCAGGGCAAACAGCACCCACUACGGCCUUGCGGCGGCCGUGUUCACCCGGAGCGUAGAUCGAGCACUGAGCGUGUCCUCUGCACUGGAGGCUGGAACUGUAUGGGUCAACUGCUACAAUGCUCUCCAUGCCCAGUCACCAUUUGGUGGCUACAAGAUGUCAGGGAACGGUAGAGAGCUUGGCGAGUACGCGUUGGCAGAGUACACCGAGGUCAAAGCCGUCACUAUAAAACUCGGAGAGCAGCUGAAGAUUUAACACGUCGCCUUUUGGAGCUGACCCUGGUGACCCUCUCAUCCACCGACCAGUUAUAAAGCGCUUUCAGAAAACCUGGGAAUCAAACGAUCUACACAAUGGACGUUACGUUUUCCAUACUGAAAUGAAUUCUUAUAUAUCUACAAGCUCUUGUAUCGUUUUUUUUAUCCUCUUUUAUCAUUCUAUAUAGAUGUUUUGUACAGAAAAACAAAUGUUUGUAUAAUGUUUUUUAUUUAAUCUGGAUCUCUUUGACUUUUUUUGUAAAGCUCCAAAAGAUUUGAAGACACAAACUUAAUAUACAGUAUAUAUAUAUAUAUAUAUAUAUAUAUAUAUAUAUAUAUAUAUAUGAAUCUAAUCUUCAACCUAUUUCAAACAUAGCCAUUUAGCAUGCAAUAACAUGCAUGGUGUAUGAAGUUUGCUUGAUUUUUUUCGAUAAAGCUAAAGGGUAAGGAAAGUUUAGAGCUACCGGGUUAACAUUUAUUUAUUUGUUUAUUUAGAUUCUCACUGUCAAAAUUUCUCAAUUCUCUACUCAUUAUCUGAUAAUGUUACAGUAAUCUAACCAUAUGAUGAUCAUUCUCCAGACUCUGUAAAUGGACCAGCAUUUAGCAAAUAAGGGUCAGAUUUUUUUUUUUGCUUGUUUAUGAAUGUAUAUGCAGAUAAAAUGGAGUCCAUUUCGAAACGUUAAAUAUAUAUACAUCACAUUUCCUUUGUCUCUUAAAAUGAAUAUUUUCUAUUUAAAAGCUAUUUACAAUGCUAAAGCUUUUAAAUAAAAUCUUUGGUUUUGAACUAUAAA
Messenger RNA from Silurus meridionalis, 2490 nucleotides. RefSeq names its product aldehyde dehydrogenase 1 family, member A3 (gene aldh1a3). Bases 168 to 1700 code for a protein of 510 amino acids. Gene Ontology annotation, molecular function: aldehyde dehydrogenase (NAD+) activity. The record is from RefSeq and is a predicted model, not a curated record. Lineage: Eukaryota; Metazoa; Chordata; Actinopteri; Siluriformes; Siluridae. The transcript is spliced from 13 exons.